Molecule: messenger RNA, 2374 nt
Organism: Pteropus alecto (black flying fox)
Lineage: Eukaryota; Metazoa; Chordata; Mammalia; Chiroptera; Pteropodidae
Gene: PDE9A
Product: phosphodiesterase 9A
Exons: 18
Coding region: 33-1514 (493 amino acids)
Biological process (GO): cGMP catabolic process
Molecular function (GO): 3',5'-cyclic-GMP phosphodiesterase activity
Source: RefSeq, a predicted model, not a curated record
UCUUCAGCAAGCACUGCAACUCCAGCGACAUCAUGGACCUCUUCUGCAUUGCCACCGGCCUGCCUCGGAACACCACCAUCUCCCUGCUGACCACGGACGACGCCAUGGUCUCCAUUGACCCCACCAUGCCCGCAAACUCCGAACGGACCCCCUACAAAGUGAGACCUGUGGCCACCAAGCAACUCUCCGAGAAAGAAGAGUUAAUCCAGACCGUGCUGACCCAGGUCGCCGAGCAGUUCUCAAGGGCAUUUAAAAUCAACGAGCUGAAAGCCGAAGUCGCCAGCCACCUGGCCAUGCUGGAGAAGCGCGUGGAACUGGAGGGACUGAAGGUGGUGGAGAUUGAGAAAUGCAAGAGCGACAUUAAGAAGAUGAGAGAGGAGCUGGCGGCCAGGAGCAGCAGGACGAGCUGUCCCUGCAAGUACAGUUUUCUGGACAACAAGAAGUUAACGCCUCGCCGGGAUGUCCCCACUUAUCCCAAGUACCUGCUCUCCCGGGAGACCAUGGAGGCCCUGCGCACGCCCGCCUUCGACGUCUGGCUGUGGGAGCCCAACGAGAUGCUGAGCUGCUUAGAGCACAUGUACCACGACCUCGGCCUGGUCAGGGACUUCAGCAUCAACCCCAUCACGCUCAAGAGGUGGCUGCUCUGCGUGCACGACAACUACAGGAACAACCCUUUCCACAACUUCCGGCACUGCUUCUGCGUGACGCAGAUGAUGUACAGCAUGAUCUGGCUCUGCGGGCUCCAGGAGAAGUUCUCCCAGAUGGACAUCCUGGUCCUGAUGACUGCGGCCAUCUGCCAUGACCUGGACCACCCAGGAUACAACAACACGUACCAGAUCAACGCCCGCACCGAGCUGGCCGUGCGCUACAAUGACAUCUCACCGCUGGAGAACCACCACUGCGCGGUGGCCUUCCAGAUCCUCGCCCGGCCCGAGUGUGACAUCUUCGCCAACGUGCAGCCGGACGGGUUCAAGCAGAUCAGACAGGGGAUGAUCACGUUGAUCCUGGCCACCGACAUGGCCAGGCACGCAGAAAUCAUGGAUUCUUUCAAAGAAAAAAUGGAGGAUUUUGACUACAGCUGUGAGGAGCACACGACCCUCCUGAAGAUGAUUUUGAUAAAAUGCUGCGACAUCUCCAACGAGGUGCGUCCGAUGGAAGUCGCAGAGCCUUGGGUGGACUGCUUACUAGAAGAGUAUUUCAUGCAGAGCGACCGCGAGAAGUCGGAAGGCCUUCCCGUGGCCCCGUUCAUGGACAGGGACAAAGUGACCAAAGCCACGGCCCAGAUUGGAUUCAUCAAGUUCGUCCUCAUCCCGAUGUUCGAAACAGUGACCAAGCUCUUCCCCGUGGUGAAGGAGAUCAUGCUGCAGCCCCUUUGGGAAUCCAGGGACCGUUACGAGGCGCUGAAGCAGAUGGACGACGCCAGGCAGGAGAAGACGACGGAGGGCCUGACGUGUGGGGACUCCGACACGUCGAGGGAGAAGAGCAGAGACGUGACAAAGAGUGAAGUUCAAUGAGCAGAGGCUCGUGCGCGGGGAGCGCUCGGCCAGCGCUGGGUCUCCAUUGCGAAGUCGGAUCACGCGUUUGAGUGGCUCAGAAGAAGGAUCGCGAUCGUUUCAUUUUGCCUAAGCGUGUUCGACGGUGUGUCAGACGGCCCCGCUUCCCAAACACAGUCCGCGUCUAAUCCCGUGACGUUGGCGGUUUCGCCUACACGUUCCAACCCCAACGAAAACAAACCGGGGGGCGUUUCUCGUUCCGAGCAGACCACGCCUGAAGGAGGCCGGAGCGCCCGCGGGUGUCCCCACCAGGCUGUCCUACGAGGCGGCGGGAAGAGCUGAUCCCGAGCCCCAGGCACCACGUGAACCGUUUUGUUCACCGACACACAAAAAAAGAAACACAAGGAAUUCUCGAUGCUGUACAGAAUUUUUAUUUUUAAACUGCCUUUGAAAUAAUAUAUUCUUAUACAGAAAUGGGUACUGCACUUUUUCUUGGGUGGAGUUGUGCCGCGCCCCGUCCUCUCUCCCGGGGGGCCCGGGACGCUGUGCUUGCCCGCGGAUGUAUCUCGGAGCGUUUGUCCAGUGUGACGUGACGUGCGCAUCGUGUAAACUCAGCAUUAAAUGUCAGGCUGCUGCCCGGAGCCCAAGGACGCGCGUGUCCUGUGUUUGUGAGCUGUGAGAGGGACGUUGGCGUCUGUGCGGGCAGGUGGGGACCUGAGGCGGCUCGGUCACCCUGUAGGUCACACACGCAGUCCACGCGGGACACAAACACCCUGCAGGCUGGUGCCCGUUUGCUGGGAGGUGGGAGCUAAACAUUUAAUUCUCAGAUAAGAGAAGGAGCAGGUGACUCGGCGCGUUUGAGGGUGUCUGUCUCAGGAGAC